Molecule: messenger RNA, 940 nt
Organism: Halichondria panicea
Lineage: Eukaryota; Metazoa; Porifera; Demospongiae; Suberitida; Halichondriidae
Product: protein lin-37 homolog
Exons: 7
Coding region: 108-827 (239 amino acids)
Biological process (GO): negative regulation of transcription by RNA polymerase II
Cellular component (GO): Myb complex; transcription repressor complex
Source: RefSeq, a predicted model, not a curated record
AUGGGGAAAGAUCGUCAGAAGACUACACAUAAUUAUUCUAUUGGUGGUGAACUUUAAUAGAGUCUAUUUGUGUUUUUUCUCACACAUAUAUAAAGGAGUGGCCGGCUAUGAGCGACGUCAAGGCUCAAGGGAGGACUCAGUUGAAAGGUCUGUUGGACAAUUUAGUUCAGAAAAGCAUCGAAGAAAGCAGGGAUGACAGUAUUGACGCAGAUGUAGAGGAGGCUGCUAGAGAUCUGCUGGACCUCACCGAUGAUACUGGCAGGGGUAGAAAGAGAAAGCACAGCCCUGCAUACUCAGGUAAAGUAGGUGUGAAGCAGAGGAAGAAAAGAAAGAGAAAAGAUCUGAGGAAAGGCAGUCCAGACGGCUAUGACUUGUCCAAUGGAGUUCGGUACAUUCCACAUGUGAUGACAUUAUUCGAUCGCAAAGUUGACCUAGCCAAGUUCUCGCCUGAGACCCCACUCUACGUCAUGUGUCGAGAAUGGAUGUCCAAUAAUCCAGACUGCACACACGCCACACCACCCUCACAGUGCCACCUCACACCACACACACUCCCACCGCCCACUCCACUACCGAUGGAUAAGGAAGGUCGUGAAGUACGGAUUGAUAUUCCAAAACCACACCCACCAAUCUCAAAAAGCCGAGAGGAAAUGGACAAUUUAAUAAGAGAGGGCACGUCAGAGUUAGCAGGUGAUCUGGGUGAGUACAGGAGGGAUCACCUGAGACGUUGGAGGGAGGUGCGGUCUCGUUGGAAGGUGGCAUCUGCACAGAACCAACUCAGGUAUGGAACUAGCCUCGAAAUUCUCAGAGGAAUGUUUCAAAAGUCGUAACUCUGUUCAAAACUGGAACUUUUGUUCUAAAUACUUUCCACAUUUCUGUUUUUGUAACUAUAUUUAUUUUUUGUUUACUGAAUGCUAUUAAAUUAUUAUUAUUACUAAGGCGA